AUGGUUGCCAUGGACUGCGCCUUGCGUGAUGACUGGACUCAUGAGUGCAUUCCAAUACCUGUGAUUUUAAUCCAGAUUCUCUCUAAGAGCUUUUGCGUCUUUGUGGUGAUCGACGCGGUUGUUUUCGCGCUCUAUGGCGUCAGCUUGUACUACUCCCGCAGACCGUAUUGUCGAAUAUUGAGUUUUGGAUGUCUCGUCUUCGGAUUGCAGUUGUGUCUUCCCCAGGUUUGGUUGGAGAGCCUGGAUCCAAGAUACAUGGCUUCCUCAAAGCUCUCGGUCUACUUGCUCUUUGCCAUCGGCGACGUUGUCGCACAUGUUGGUCUUAUGAUGAGUGUUUACUGGGACAUUUGCAUGGAGGCUGUGCUUCUGAUCUAUGCAUUGGCACCUGCACACCAAAGAAUCGGAUACAAAGUAUCCACCUGGGUGGGAGCCAUGUCAGUUGCGAGCCAGGUCUUGUUCUUGAUUCCGUUUUGGACUCUGAUGUACCACUUGCCGAUGGGUUCGACCCGAAAUUUUCUUUCAGGCACAUUCUUCGUUGUGCAGUGCUUCACCAUCUUCGGGGUCAUUCCUGCGGCAGGAUUCACGGUUCUUGCUCAUGGUGUGCGCAAACUCCGGGGCAAGUUGCCUACAAGCAUUCCAAGACACUUGACGCAUCGACUGCGUUUCACACAGCUGGGCAUUGCAAUUUUCAUUUUGAUGGGUGUUGCGGAUGCAUUCUUUGCAUUGAUUCCAGCAACGCAACCAUUCAUUAGGAAUUUUUCAAGUUUUUUGUAUGUCAAUCUCGUCCUCACCUCCCUCGCCAUCUUCACCUUUCUCCUGCUUGCCGUGGAGUUGUACUUGAACAUCCAGCAGAUACGAAGCACGACGGUCUCCCCGGUUCCACUUCAGGCGCAUGCUCUGGCCAACAUUGUGAAGCAUGGCGUCGCCAUGCUCGCAAGAGAUAGCCAGUUUCAUGCUCCGGCUGCUGUAUGGGAGCGAGGCGUUCUGCUGACGGUCGCGACUGGUUUCGGCGACAUUCUGGAAGCCAAGAACAUCUUGGCAGCCAAGUGUGGCCCAGGGGAGACGACCAGCGACCUGUGUGUGGAGCUUCUGAGACCGCUCACCGAGGAGGCGAGGUGCUCUGCCUGGGAAGGGCUUUACAAAGGACUCGAACUCCAGUCCUCAGCGCGGACAGAGUCCGCUGUGUCAUCGAAAUACGUCGGAAAGCCGACGGUGAUGGUGAGCCACUGUUGGGCAAGCCCAUACUCCCAGCUCAUGGCCAUUUUGAAGCGCUAUGACGAGAAUACCAACAGAAACAACUUCUUCUGGAUUGAUGUCUUUAGCAUGAACCAGCACGAUUUUGCCAACCUCAGCGGAAAGAGUCGUCCAGACAUCCAUCGCUCCGCAAGUGUUUACGACACCAUGUUGGUAGCGCUGACCCGAUCCAUCAAAGUGCCCGGACGCAUGCUGCUUGCUCUCACACCACAUGAGCAGCCGGAGCUGCUGUCGAGGGCAUGGUGCUUGUACGAGAUCUACAUUGCCUGGACGGUCGGCGCAGAGGUCUGCUGUGGCUUCGUGCCCGAAGCGGAGCAAUCUGUGAAGAGGAGCCUGUUGCAAGACGAUGUGCUGAUCAACCAGAUGCUGGACUCCGUCGACGCGGAGAAGUCGCGUGCCACCGUGGAAAGUGAUAGAGCCAUGAUUAUGGAUUUGAUCGCAGCAGCAGGCAUAAGUAAUUUUAACUCUUUCGUCCGGAAGCAGUUACAAGCUUCCUUGCGCAUGCUCGCAGUUACCACCUUCCUGAAAAUCAGAACUGCAGCUCCCACAAACGUGGAAGCUGCAGAGGUAGUCGACCCGAGCAGUCCCAGCUCAGUAGCCACGCGUAGUCAGUUCCUUCACGCCGAUGCGAAGUUCCACUCCGAGGAGGAGGCUCCGGAGGAUGCGGAUCUCUACGCCCUCGUGGAAUCGAUCGAGCCCUCAUCUUUUCAAGUGAAUGUUGCAGACUUGGGCUUUUCCUUUCACUCGGAGGCCUUUUCGGUGUGA
Molecule: messenger RNA, 2019 nt
Organism: Symbiodinium sp. CCMP2592
Lineage: Eukaryota; Dinophyceae; Suessiales; Symbiodiniaceae
Source: the annotation of a GenBank genome assembly